GGCCGGGGCGGUGGCCUCCCCCUUGUCCCCCGGCCGCUGACGGUGCUGUGUGUGCAGUGCGUGUGCUCCGGCCUUCCCGGACGCACCAGCUCCGCCGCACCAUUUAUUACUAAAAAAAAAACACCUUUAAAAAUCCAAAAAAAAUCUUAAAACCCGAAAAACAAUUAUUAAAAAAAUCCCUCUCCUUCUUUUCCUCCCCGUCUGAAACCGGCCGGUUUGGUAUAAAAUAACCCGGUGAAGCGAAGCGAAGUCCCGGACCCGGCGCAGCCAAGAGGAGACCCGCCCGAAGCAGCAGCAGGAACAACCGCAGCAGGAAAAGCCGCCAGCAGCAGCAGCCCCUUCCCACCCUCUCUCCGCCGGCAGCCGCGAGCGCUCGAGCGACCCGGAGCCGCCAACCGUCGCCCAACCGCCGCCGCGGAGCCGUUAAGUUCAGAACCCGCCGCGGCCUCCUUGGCGCUCGCGAGCCUGCCCUGCCGCCUGGACCCCCCUCCCCGCCCCCCGGCCAGCAUGAACCCCAGCGCCCCCAGCUACCCGAUGGCCUCGCUGUACGUGGGGGACCUGCACCCCGAUGUCACCGAGGCCAUGCUCUACGAGAAGUUCAGCCCCGCCGGGCCCAUCCUCUCCAUCCGCGUCUGCAGGGACAUGAUCACCCGGCGCUCGCUCGGCUACGCCUAUGUCAACUUCCAGCAGCCCGCCGACGCUGAGCGAGCUUUAGAUACUAUGAAUUUUGAUGUCAUUAAAGGCAAGCCAGUGCGUAUCAUGUGGUCCCAGCGCGAUCCAUCUCUGCGUAAAAGUGGUGUUGGAAACAUCUUCAUUAAAAACUUGGACAAAUCGAUUGAUAAUAAAGCUUUGUAUGACACAUUUUCUGCUUUUGGAAAUAUCCUCUCUUGUAAGGUUGUGUGUGAUGAAAAUGGAUCCAAAGGCUAUGGAUUUGUACACUUUGAGACGCAAGAAGCUGCAGAAAGAGCAAUUGAAAAAAUGAAUGGAAUGUUGCUUAAUGAUCGCAAAGUAUUUGUUGGACGGUUUAAAUCUCGUAAAGAACGUGAAGCAGAACUUGGAGCUCGUGCUAAGGAGUUCACAAACGUUUACAUCAAGAAUUUUGGAGAAGACAUGGAUGAUGAGAGACUCAAGGAACUCUUUGGCAAGUUUGGGCCUGCCUUAAGUGUGAAAGUUAUGACUGAUGAGAGUGGGAAAUCCAAAGGCUUUGGUUUUGUUAGUUUUGAAAGACAUGAGGAUGCUCAAAAAGCUGUAGAUGAGAUGAAUGGAAAGGAACUGAAUGGAAAACAGAUAUAUGUUGGCCGUGCUCAGAAAAAGGUAGAAAGACAAACAGAGCUGAAGCGUAAAUUCGAACAAAUGAAGCAGGACAGAAUCACCAGAUAUCAGGGAGUUAACCUUUAUGUGAAAAAUCUAGAUGAUGGAAUUGAUGAUGAGCGCCUUCGCAAAGAAUUUUCUCCAUUUGGCACAAUCACUAGCGCAAAGGUCAUGAUGGAAGGGGGCCGAAGUAAAGGAUUUGGGUUUGUCUGCUUUUCCUCACCAGAAGAAGCAACCAAAGCCGUUACAGAAAUGAAUGGUAGGAUUGUGGCCACCAAACCACUCUACGUAGCCUUAGCCCAACGUAAGGAAGAACGCCAAGCUCAUCUUACCAACCAGUACAUGCAGAGAAUGGCAAGCGUAAGAGCAGUGCCCAAUCCUGUCAUCAACCCUUACCAGCCAGCACCUCCUUCAGGUUACUUCAUGGCAGCUAUUCCACAGACUCAGAAUCGUGCUGCAUACUAUCCUACCAGCCAACUUGCUCAACUCAGACCAAGCCCUCGCUGGACUGCUCAGGGUGCCAGACCUCAUCCUUUCCAGAACAUGACAGGUGCCAUCCGCCCUGCAGCUCCCAGGCCACCAUUCAGUACCAUGAGGCCAGCUUCAUCACAGGUUCCAAGAGUCAUGUCAACACAGCGUGUUGCUAACACAUCAACACAAACAAUGGGUCCACGUCCAGCUGCAGCAGCAGCUGCAGCUACUCCAGCUGUGCGCACCGUUCCACAGUACAAGUAUGCUGCAGGUGUUCGCAAUCCUCAGCAACACCUUAAUACUCAACCUCAGGUUGCUAUGCAGCAGCCUGCUGUCCAUGUGCAAGGUCAGGAACCUUUGACUGCUUCCAUGUUGGCUGCUGCCCCUCCACAAGAACAAAAGCAGAUGCUGGGAGAACGGCUGUUCCCUCUUAUUCAAGCCAUGCAUCCUACUCUGGCGGGUAAAAUCACUGGUAUGCUGUUAGAGAUUGACAACUCCGAGCUCCUCCACAUGCUGGAGUCUCCUGAAUCUCUUCGGUCGAAAGUUGAUGAAGCUGUGGCCGUACUACCCAAGAGCUCCCAUCCAAAGCGU
Molecule: messenger RNA, 2373 nt
Organism: Sphaerodactylus townsendi
Lineage: Eukaryota; Metazoa; Chordata; Lepidosauria; Squamata; Sphaerodactylidae
Gene: PABPC1
Product: poly(A) binding protein cytoplasmic 1
Exons: 14
Cellular component (GO): ribonucleoprotein complex; nucleus; cytosol
Molecular function (GO): poly(U) RNA binding; poly(A) binding; mRNA 3'-UTR binding
Source: RefSeq, a predicted model, not a curated record